This is a messenger RNA of Agelaius phoeniceus (red-winged blackbird), 937 nucleotides long. Lineage: Eukaryota; Metazoa; Chordata; Aves; Passeriformes; Icteridae. The record is from RefSeq and is a predicted model, not a curated record.
AUGAUGAAGGAUAUGGAAUCCUCAAGCCUGGAAGAUUUGUGCCUCCACAUCAAUAUGAAGAUUUCAAAUAUUAAAAAGUGUCUCCUAUUGAGAGACAUAGGUAAGGAUGAUUCCCGCAAGCCUGUGCUCAAUAAAAUACAGAAUGAGGUGAUCCUUGUACAUGAUCUCCUGAAUAAAAUGGAAAAUGAAGUUAAACAGCAAGAAAAACUGAAAGAUUCGCUCAAAGAGAUGCAGAAGGCUGCUGAGAGAGAUCAGGAGGAAGCACAGCACCUCCUUGAACACAUUCCACGCUAUCUGCCUGAGCCCCAGAGCCGCUUUUAUGUCGUGCCAACUGUGAAACACAAAGGACAAACAAAGGCUGUAGAACCCAACACUGAGAAGAAACCUGCAAAAGAGAAAAAAGUCAUUAAAGAAGCAGCAUUAAUAACCACAGAGGAGUUUGAAAGUGUUCCUGCGUAUUUGAAAGGCCGUAUAACAUACGAUCAGAUUAAUGCGGUUGUUCAAGAGAUUAACAAGGCCGUGGUGGGCAAGUACAAGAUCUUGUAUCAGCCUUUGAAGUCUAUGAGUGCACCAGUCAGAAACCUCUACCACAGGUUCAUAGAAGAAGAAACUAAGGAUACAAAAGGAGCAUUUUUUAUUGUGGCGGAUGAUAUCAAGGCGUUCACUCAGCUGAAAUUGGACAAGAGGUUCCACAGCAUCCUCAGCAUCCUGAGGCACUGCCAGAGAGUGAGAGAGAUUCGUGGCUCGGGGCUCAUCCGCUACGUCAUCUGCUAACAGCUCCCCGUGCCUGACCUGACACCCUGCCCUGCUCUCCAGGCAGCAGCAGGACAGACAGGCAGGGGUUUCCAGGCAUCUGCCAUAAAUUAGGAGUGGCGUUCAAGUAUUUGAGCUUUGCUUUGCGAAGUUAGGGGGAACUACAAACCCGAACCAGAAAGUC